UAAACUUUUACAAAGAAACAUGGAGGUCACGGACAGAAAUCUUCUUCCAUCAAAAGUUGUAGCGUCUUGUUUAGUUUAUAUUUUAUUUAUUUUUAACACUAUUUCUGUGCAAGGAGAGAGUGAAAUUCUAACCGAAGAGAACUGGGAUGUUGUGUUAAAUGGUCAAUGGAUGAUAAAAUUCUAUGCACCGUGGUGUCCUGCGUGUAGGAACCUUAGGCCAACAUGGGAAAAAUUUGCUGUAAAAGCUGAGUCUCUUGGUGUACGUGUUGCGGAAAUCGAUGUUACAAAAAAUCCAGGUCUAAGUGGGCGAUUUGGUGUUGUCUCUUUACCAACUAUUUAUCAUGCCAUCCAAGGUAAAUUUCGUGUCUACAAGGAAAAAAGAAAAUUGGAUGAAUUAGUUGAUUUUGUAACUUUAAAGAAGUGGGAGACAGUUGAGCCUGUUCCUUCGUGGAAAUCACCAGGUUCUAUUUUGAUGGGAUCUUUUGGAAUGGUCUUUAGAGCUUCAAUAGUUUUUAGGGAUAUCCAUAUAGCUUUAACAGAAGGUUAUGGUCUUCCAGCAUGGGCUUCUUUUGUCAUAUUCGGAGUAGUGACAAUUAUAAUUGGAUUGCUAUUUGGAAUGAUCCUUGUGUUUAUAUCUGAUUAUCUGUUUGGUGGUAUAUCAAGACCCCCGUCACAACCUGUUAAAGAGAUAAGCGACUCCAAAGUUAAAGAUGAAGCUAGUGAUGAUGAUAUGAAAUCUACUUCUCCAGAUGAUGACAAAGAAAAUGCAAAUGAUGAGAGUGGCAACAUUCGUAAAAGACCGAAGAAACUUAAAGCAACCAUGGAUUGAAGUUGUCUGCAUUCUUAGUAAAAGUUAAAUCUUAGGAAACGUUUUAUAAUUGAACUUCAGUUAGUGAGCUGUUGUUUAACGCUAAUCGUGACUUGUGUCAUAUUUUUUUUGGUUGUGUAUCAAUAAAAAAGUUAUUUGAUUCGUA
Molecule: messenger RNA, 974 nt
Organism: Xenia sp. Carnegie-2017
Lineage: Eukaryota; Metazoa; Cnidaria; Anthozoa; Malacalcyonacea; Xeniidae
Product: thioredoxin-related transmembrane protein 1-like
Exons: 8
Coding region: 20-829 (269 amino acids)
Source: RefSeq, a predicted model, not a curated record